Bactrocera tryoni is the source of this 1413-nucleotide messenger RNA. RefSeq lists its product as uncharacterized. The coding region runs from base 205 to 813 and encodes 202 amino acids. The transcript has a single exon. The record is from RefSeq and is a predicted model, not a curated record. Lineage: Eukaryota; Metazoa; Arthropoda; Insecta; Diptera; Tephritidae.
CGGUAAUUUCUAUAAAAGUAAAUGAGAAUGACACUGCAUCAAUCAGUCAAUUUGUGAGAGUGCGCGCACACGACGGCGAUAAAUUCAUUAACCUGUUUAUGACGAAAACGCAAAAACGUUUAUCUAACCAUAAAUAAGGCGAUACGUUAUCGAGCGAGCGCGAACGUGAAACGAAUAACUGUGAAGUAAAGAGAAUAAAUAACAAUGAAAUGGCUGACGAUGGCGAACAUGCAAUCGCCGAUUACACUGAUCUCCUUGCUGGCUAUCGUGUCCGGCGUCAAAUCGAAUGCCAGCAUCUCUUCUGCUAACAAACCUUCAAAGCCUACUGAGCCGGAGUACUGCAACAGCACCACGCAAGCCCACAUGUGGGGCGAUGUCAAUCCGAACAUAUUCUACAUCUGCGAUGAGUCGACCAACGCCACGCGUCAAAUGCGUUGUCCAGCGGGACGUGGCUUCUUUCGUGGGCGCGGUUAUUUCGGUUGCAUACCGUACGCCGACUGGCCGGCCUGCCUCGACCGUCGCAGUCUGCCCGAAAGUCAAAACAGUGGUAGUAGUGGUAAUGCCACUGUGGAACUGUGCAAGGACGAAAUGCAUCUGCAGCAGACCUGGGCGGCUGUGGACCCGAAUAAAUUUUACAUGUGCCAAAGUGAGCACUCCGCACCAUUGCUGCUGAGCUGUGAAGCGGGCAAAGGUUAUGUCAGCGCCUGGACUGGCGAGGGUGGUGGCGUCCAUAGCGGGGAGGGCACGCACAUUGUGGGCUGUGCCACAUGGGAGAAGUGGCGCAUGUACAUGCAUUGUACGGACUUCUAUUGAGAUCUCCGCUAAUUGAGGUUAAAAAAAAAAAAUUAAAACCUGCGACGUAAAAAAAUGACUAACGUGUGCAAAUAUGUAUGUGUAUGGGCGGAUGCUGUGCUGCUGGGCAAGGGGGCUGAGUGAGUGCAUUCAUGUGUCGCGGUUGUUCGAAAUAUUUCAUACAUUAUGCAUACACACACACACAUGAACGCAGCAUGUAUCCUUCAUAUGUGUGUGUUGCAAUAAAUUUGUUUUGGUUUUUGUUGUUAUACGACCCACAACGCCAACAAUGUUGUGGCAGCGCUUUCGUGUUGGUAAAAGUAAAAACUGUAAUUAAGUUAAAAUAGGUAUGAUAAGUUCCGAAAUUGUUUUUUGACUGAUACUGUUGAUAAGAUAGCGUGCGGCAGUGUAUUGUGUUGGAAAAAAUCUCUGCUUGGUUUCGGGUUAAUAAAUAAAUUGAUUGAAAUUGCUGUGGGGCAUGAAAUUGAAAUGCGAUAACAAUUACGAUUUCUGCUAGCAGUGGUUCCCAGAAAUACAAUGAGUGAAAUUAUAAUGAUAAACAAAUAUAAAAUGUGUGUAGGUGCAUGCAUAUUGAAGCAGACAUGUAGGGAACAAAAUUUA